This is a messenger RNA of Talaromyces rugulosus, 2115 nucleotides long. RefSeq lists its product as uncharacterized. The transcript has 5 exons. The record is from RefSeq and is a predicted model, not a curated record. Gene Ontology annotation, molecular function: monooxygenase activity; FAD binding; lyase activity. Lineage: Eukaryota; Fungi; Ascomycota; Eurotiomycetes; Eurotiales; Trichocomaceae. The coding region runs from base 1 to 2115 and encodes 704 amino acids.
AUGGGAGAUGCAACUAGCAAUGGCUUGUCCGACGACAAAAGGCCUCUCAAAAUCAUCAUUGUCGGAGGCGGUAUCGGGGGCUUGACGGCAGCGAUUGGUCUUCGAAAACAGGGACACGAUGUACAUGUCUUUGAACAAUCUCGACUUGCAACAGAGAUGGGUGCAGCCAUGCAUCUGGCACCCAACGCUAAUGGCAUUCUGCGACGCCUAGGGCUAUUUGCAGAAAACUUUGGGGCGAACUUGAUGAGAAGAUUGACCGAGUACUCUGCUGGUGGUGAAAAACUUAGGUCUAUGGAUUCAACAGAACCAAACAAGCGAUGGCAACAUCCAUGGCAUCUCGUUCACCGUGUCGAACUUCAUAACCAAUUAAAAACACUAGCGACGACUGCACAGGACGGAAAUCCGCCUAUUGAGUUCAAGACAGCGACCAGAGUCAUCAGUGUUGACCCCACAAAUGCAUCAGUUGUACUUCAGGAUGGCACUAUAUUCUCUGGUGACGUCGUUAUCGGGGCUGAUGGUGUACACUCCGUAACGCGAAAGGCAGUCCCAGGUGGCCAUCUCGAAGCAUUCUCCAGCGGUAAAAGUGCAUUCCGAUUUCUGGUCCCGAAGCAGGCGGCCCUAGACGACCCUAUCACCGCAGAUCUUGUAAAACAUGAUUGUGAACUUUGUAUUUGGUACGGGAUAGACCGUCGGGUUGUCAUGUACCCGACGUCGAAUAACACCCUUCUGAACUUUGUCGCCAUACACCCUGAAUCCGAAUCUGCCGACGAGACCGACGGAGAUACCUGGGGUAAAACUAGUAACUCACAAAGAAUGUUGCAUAUAUUCUCUUCUUUUGACCCAGCAUUACUCAAACUACUCGACAAGGCAGAUCCUAAAAGUGUCAACGUUUGGAACCUCUUGGACAUGGAUCGAAUGCCGAAGUGGAAUGAAGGCCGGCUCGCCUUACUAGGAGAUGCAGCUCACCCAUUUUUGCCUCACCAGGGACAAGGUGCCGGUGUCGCCAUAGAGGAUGCUGCUUCUCUAUCUGUGGUUCUUCCGUCGGGAACUCCUGUGUCUGAAAUUCCAGGGAGACUAGAGUUGUACAACAAGAUUAGAUACGAGAGGGCGCACCAGAUCCAGGACUUCUCGCGAGUAAUCGGUCAAGACAAAACAGAGGACAGAAAAAGUCUGGACAUGAUGGCAUUCACAAAUUACAAUUUUGGCCACGAUGAAUGGGAUAACUCCACGCAGAAGCUUCGUGAAUGGAGUUGGAGCCGCAUACCAAAUACCUACUGGCGAAUGCCCAUCGCGUUUGGACCAAUGCCUGGUCCUCGCCAAACGCACUUUGGCCUUCCACGAAAUGGGACUAAAUCCACAUUCAUAACGGCGUCGAUCAAGUUCAAGACAUCUCGUACAGUAUUGCAAAACUUAUUUCCGCCAUCCCGCUCUGGCUGGCGAUUCACUGCUCCGGAUACGGUAGCUUAUGCCUCCUUUUCGCAGACCACUUUGAAUAAAAUGGAAUGGCUUGGAGGCUCGGGUUACAACCAUAUUGGUUUGUAUGUUCACGGUGUUGAAUAUGUGAAGAAAGACGGAUCUGUUGCCAAAGGGGCUUAUUUACCCAUUCUCUUCGAGUCUCUCACAGAUCCGAUAGUCUCUGGUCGCGAGGAGCUCGGCAUGCCUAAGUUGUAUGCAUCUAUUGAUGUCUAUCGGCGAGAAAAAUCAUACCGUAUCCGGACAGGUUGGCAAGGUGCCUUUUGGGGUAACUUUCUUCUUGAAGACCUUGUGGAAACGGAUCCUUCUACGGAAUUGGGUGGUAUUACCGGAGACUCCGACGACGGAAUUCUUGCCUACAAAUACAUACCGAAGGCUGGUCGGGUAAAUAAGGGCAUAGCUGCUGAGGAACAUGUGACCUUCGACCCCUUUUCAGAAGCAGACCCAAAGCCGAGACCUCAGAAGAUUUUCAAGACAACCAAGGCUAGUUUCGAGAUUGACCCUCUGAAUUGGGAACAGUUACCGACACUUCAUCAUGUAAUCUCUCGGUUAGCUGAAGUGCCUGUUUAUGAAAUCGUCGGUGCAAAGGUAGUUGAGGGCGAAGGUGUACCGGAUGUCUCUGGGGCGAGGCCAAUCGAGUAA